Molecule: messenger RNA, 2577 nt
Organism: Phytophthora sojae
Lineage: Eukaryota; Oomycota; Peronosporomycetes; Peronosporales; Peronosporaceae
Exons: 1
Coding region: 1-2577 (858 amino acids)
Biological process (GO): protein phosphorylation
Molecular function (GO): ATP binding; protein kinase activity
Source: RefSeq, a predicted model, not a curated record
AUGGAGGGCGUGCUCUGGGUCGAGAUACUCGCUCUCAUCGGCUAUGCGCUCAUGUGUCUGCUGAGUCUCCUGCUGGUCGUGUACCUUCGAGUGAACCGCCGAGAGGCCUUCAAAGGAGACCCCCACGCCUCCCGUAAAGUCAUUUUACCCGCAUUCGAACCAUUACUCUGGAUCCUCGCAGUUAGCGCCGGCAUCUACGUCGUCUUCUUCAGCGUGGCGCUCAAGAUCAAGUUGUACACUGUCGGGUUCCCGAAUAUCGACCGAGAGUUUUUCUACUGUGGCCGCAUGUUUGUCUUCACGCUCGUACUGGUGUUUCUGUGUCAGAAGAGUGUGUCGCUGCCUGCUCUCCGAUGCGCCGUGCUGAAAACUCUCGUGGUUUCAUGCUACACUCUGCCAAUGGUGUGGAUUUUCAGCCACUUCAUACCCCAGCAUCUCACAUUGUUAUUCUUCGUCAAGCUUGGAGUACGACCGCUGCUGCUGAUUUUCGUGAUGUACGUGUGUUUUCUCCACCCUCCGGCGGGUCGAGCGAGUCCCCAAGUCUUGAGAACACACGGCUGGUUCGUCAUUGUGUAUCACGUAUUCCUCGUGGGCUACAGCAUCACACAACAGUAUAUGCAGGACUCGAUCUUGUAUCCAGUGUUGUCUUACACGAUAUUGAUCUGGAGCUCCAUGUGCCCAUUGAUGAUCUGGAGAAUACUCCGAGCUGACACCGAGUACUGGCGAGGAAUGGGGAAACGCGUUUAUUCGCUCCAACACGUCGUCCACACUCAACCGAAUUCGCAUCUACGAGCGGCCACCACAGCUGUGAACGAGGACAUUUCGUCGCACGGGAUCCAUGUGCUCAUUGAGACGCACCGUGAGUUUCUGAUCGACUUUGCGCAUUUGGAGCUCAGACGCAAAAUCAGAUCCGACAAGCACUUCGCCAUGUUCAGCGGCUUGCUGCGCUCGACCAAGGUUGUUGCUGUUAAAGUGUACACACCGCGGUAUCUUACUGAAGAGAUCGUGGGCGAAUUUUCGCACGAGGCAGCGCUGUGUGCAGGUUUCAGCCACCCGAACAUCGUCGAGUGUUAUGGCAUGUGCGUUUGUCCUCCGACGGUGUGCUUAGUCUCUGAGCUGUGUGCGUACACGCUAGAGGACGUGCUGAUAACACGAGGAAAGUAUGUCGACCAUCGGCGUACGAUUUGGCUAGGUCAAGCUCAUGAUAGCAACGGUGACUCGAGACUGGAACUUCAGCGGAUGCAGCUGAAUGUCGCCUACAUGCUGGAUUGCUCUCGUGCUGUGGCUUAUGUGCAUAGUUUCUCGCCUCCGUUUCUACAUCGUGACAUCAAGCCCGCCAACUUCCUUCUGGGCAUCGAUAACAACCUCAAGCUCACGGAUUUCAGUGAUUCACGACGGCUACAAAGUGAAAUUCCAACUUCAAAUGGCAAUAGUCCAGCGUCCAAAGUGUCUGGUCCUGUCAAGCCCAAAAUGACAGUCACCGGGACAGUCGACUACAUGGCCCCCGAGAUGAUUAAUAGCCGUACUGGGCUUGCAGCUUACGCAGAGGCUGCGGACGUGUACUCCCUCGCCAUCACCUUCUGGGAUAUGCUCUACCCGGACCGCGAAAAAUACCCGGACACUUACAACAACAACCUGCUCGUUUUUGAAGGUGUGUUGAGUGGUUCUCGCCCUCCAAUCCACGACGAUAUCACGAUGGACGAGGUAGUUCCUCCAAGACUACUCGAUCUCAUUACCAGUGCGUGGAGGUGCGACCCAAACACGCGUCCAACAGCUCAACAACUCGUCGUCGAGCUCGAGAAAAUUCAAGAAGAGCUUCUAGCUGCGUUGGCACAGGAUCUACUCAGCGACUUUGAACGGGGAAAUGCUGAGUAUCCAGAUUGCGCUGACAGAGUUUUCACUGGUGAGUGCGCAGUUGAACGCAUGAAAGAAUUAAAGGUGGUGGAGUCCAAAGGCGAGGGCGUCCGUAUCGGCCGAGCGCUCAUGGAUGCUGGGUUCCUCCACCACUUUGAGCAUUCGAGUGGCUUUCGUGCCAGCAGUACGACUCUGUACUUCCUCGACGACGACAAUAUCAGCUUCUGCCAGCCGCUGGUCAUCCUAGAAGAGUCUGCAAGCUCCUCUCAGAACACUGAAGAUGGUCCUCUGGCCGCUCAGAGCUUUCAGCAGGUAUCGGCUUCAUCGAGGACAAAGUUACGGAAGCGUUCGCGUCUGCUGUCUCACUUGACCUCCACGUUCUCGGCGAAUGGCCAAACCGCGUCGGAUGUGGGAAGCUCGCAGAAUGGGCAAUGCGCAUGUCGAUUGCUGGGUCAGCUUCGAGAUGUACCGGUUGCACCUUCAAGCGGUCGACACCGGCGGCCGCGUCGACGAUUCACGUUGAGUCGCAACAGCAACAGCAACAGCAACAGCAACAGCAACAGCAUCUGCAGUACUGGAAGUGCCUCGGCUCUAGCUGCAACUCCAAGACGAUGGCAACUCGGCAAGAAGAGCGAGCCAGAAAGCUCGCUUCGGAACAAAUUGCUGGAUGAAGAGCAGCAGCAGAAUUAUGUCAUCGACUUGGCACGGGAAGGAUUAGUGCUCUAA